AUGUCUGGGUCUGAUAGCGAAGAGGUCGAAACCCAUGGCAACAUGUUCGACGACCCAGAGGGCUUCUAUCCGCCCACGCCGCCGCCCACAACCCAAACCUACACCACCCACGCCGGCCAGACCAUCACCCUGCACCUAGUCGGCUACAGCCCUACCGAGGCACACCACCUGUGGAACGGCUCUCGCGUCAUAGCGAACUGGUUCGAGACGAACCCAGGCGAGGUACAGGGCAGGACGGUCCUCGAGCUGGGUGCGGGCGCCGGGCUGCCCAGCAUCGUGGCUGCUGUUCUGGGCGCGAGGCGUGUGCUUAUGACAGACUAUCCUGACGUCGCCAUCGUGGAGACCAUGUGGAAGAAUGUGGACGGGUGCGAGCUGAUCCCACGGCGGCAGAAGAAGCAGGAGCAGGAGGAGGAGGAGAAGAAGAAGAAGAAGAGGGACGAGUUUCAUCGCGAGCAGGACAUUGUCACGGCCAAGGGCUACGUCUGGGGCGCUGACACGCGACCGCUCCUGGCCGAGCUGCCCGCCGACGAGUCGAGGUUCGACGUGCUCAUCUUGGCGGACUUGCUGUUCCGACACUCGGAGCAUGGCAGGCUGCUCGACACGGUGCGCGACACGCUGAAGAAGACCAAGGAAAGUAAGGCGUUUGUCUUCUUCACCAGCUACAGGCCAUGGCUGCAGCACAAGGACCUGGCCUUCUUCGGCCUCGCACGGGAGAGGGGUUUCGUGGUGGACAAGAUCCUGGAACGGGUCAUGGAGAAGCCCAUGUUUGUGGAUGACCCGGGCGACGAGGAGAUUAGGAAGACGUGUACAGGGUGGGUUGUGACAUGGCCUGAAGAAGAAGUCACGGAAUAA
Molecule: messenger RNA, 852 nt
Organism: Cryphonectria parasitica EP155
Lineage: Eukaryota; Fungi; Ascomycota; Sordariomycetes; Diaporthales; Cryphonectriaceae
Exons: 1
Coding region: 1-852 (283 amino acids)
Biological process (GO): peptidyl-lysine dimethylation
Molecular function (GO): protein-lysine N-methyltransferase activity
Source: RefSeq, a predicted model, not a curated record